GAACAUCUCACCUCACCGCACAUCCGGGACAAGCAGAGGCAACCGCAUCGACUACCGUCCUCCGUGCGGCUCUUCUCCGCUUCGCCGCAGGCAGAGAGAAACAAAGUACAGCUACGACGUAAGAAACCUCGCAACACCACUUAGGACAGGGUCUUGUGCACCUACAACCAACGCACGAUCAGCGCUUUUGUUCCUCUGGAGGCUGUAUCAUGCCAAGAUGAUGAUCUACGAGAACCCGUUACACGAUGCCGUUCUUCCCGGGCCAGGCUCGCCGCCAGGCAUGACGGCCUCCAAAUCUUCCAAGUCGUCGUCGCUCAGCUCGCUCCCUUCGGAUGAUGACAGUGUGCUCGGAGAUGUCGCCCACUUCGAGGAUAUUGGGCUCGACGAUGGCCAGCCCGAUCCGCGAACCGCAUCCGACAAGCACAUCAAGAUGGCACCGCAUCGCUACGGUCCCUCCUUCUCCUCCGAUCUUCGCGCCGUUGCAAAGCGUCCGGCGUCAGCUUCGACUCCGCGGUUGCAGUACUCUCGUGAAUCUUCAAGAAGCCGUCAGAAUCGCGAUGUCACGCCAGCGCUUAAAUCCCGCCCGACUCUAACCCUGCAGAGCCAAACUCGCACCACAAAUGGUCGCGACGCCAGCCUGGGGGUUCUCCCGGAGCCCGCCACACGCCCUCUCCCGUUUCGCACUCUUGGCCGACAACCCUCCCAGACAUCCCUCAGCAGACACCGAAGUCCGAGCCCUAGCCUAUCUCUCUCUCCCCGAAAUCCGAACAUGAUGAUGAAACCACGGAGGAGUAGCUGGCAAUCGAACAGAGAGCGCAAGACGGCGUUGGAAUUGGAGAUGGAGUGUGAUGAGGACGACGGAGACGACAUCCCCGAAGGUCUUGUGCUAGACAACGUUCCUAUCUCGCCGAGGCCGCCGUCGGAAAGGUCCAACAGCCGCCCACCAUCCAAGGCGCCAUCGCCGGAGCGACCGCCUAAGGAGCGAGUGCGCAGUAUAGGAAACGGGACGCCCGCAGUUGCCGUGGCCCAGGGGUCGCUCCGCUCACCUACCUGGAAGUCGGAAUCAGCGCUUUCAACCAUGAGCUCGGCUGCUUCCAGCCGCGUCUCCAGCCCGGUGAGCUCGAGGGCCAAGGGCUGGUCCGCCGCGCUGGCUGAGCUGAAUGCGGAAGCCAAGGCGCUGACCGAGAAGCUGGAGGAGCAUGCCGAGAAGAUGGAGCAGAAAGCGCAGCAACGGUCCAGCACCGGCUCCAUGCCCAACACGAGAAGGUCAUCAGACCCGGAGGUCAAGCCGAGAGUGAAGUCGGCGAUGGCGGAGCUGCCUCCUUUGCGUCGGUCCAACAUCAUGAUCGACCCUCUCCCGAUAUCCAAAGAAAAGGAGGCCGUUCUUUCGCGCACGCGCCCCUCGUGGCUCCCACCCAAAGACCCCGCGGAGGAGCGCCGCCACUUGAAGGAGUACCAGAAGAUGAUGGCGCAGAGCCUCGAAGCCGAACGUCGCCGUCAGGCCGCCAAACGCGCCCGCUCCGAGUGCCGCGAUGUUGCCGCUGACAGCAUCAUGCACAUUUGGGAACGCGAGAUCAUCCCUCGGUGGAAUGAGGCCAUUCGCGAGCGCAGGACCCGAGAUAUGUGGUGGAGAGGCAUCGCGCCGCGCAGCCGGGGAGCUGUCUGGACCCGGGCGGUUGGAAAUGAGCUCGGCCUUACCAAGACGUCGUUCGAGGCUGCAUUGCGCCGCGCUCGGGAAGCCGAGACCAGAGCCAAGUCAGGACACGGAAGCGCGGAAGACAUGCGCGCGGUGGCGUGGUUCAACGCCAUCAGUGAGGACGUGCGGGAGCGCACAUGGCCGGAUUUGCGCAUCUUCCAGCCGGGAGGGCCACUGCACCAGAGCUUGAUCGAUGUCCUGCGCGCACAUGCAAUGUACCGCAGCGACAUCGGAUAUGUCCCAGGCUGCAAUACCAUCGCGGCCCUUCUGCUCCUCAACCUCCCGACACCGACAGAUAGCUUCAUCGCGCUCGCUAAUAUUCUUAACCGACCGCUUCCCCUCAGCUUCUAUGCGUCGGACACCGGCGCCAAGAAUUCGGCCUACAACCUCGUCCUGCACACUCUCCUCCAAAAGUCGUCCGCCCUCCACGACCACCUCACCAAACUCGCCGGUGCUGACCGCAACCUGGACGCCUUCCUCGAGAGCGUUUUCACUGGCCUCUUUACCCGCCACCUCGCCCUCGACGAGGUCACGCGCCUGUGGGACGUGUAUGUGUUCGAGGGCGACGCGCUGCUCGUGCGCGCGGCCGUGGCGCUCCUGCUACAGCACGAGAUGGCCCUGCUAGCAGCCGGAUCCGUCGCCGAGGUGCAGGCCGUGCUGCUCGGCGGGUCGGUCGUGGUUGUCCCCGCGGCUCCCGCUUCUCCUUCGGCCGACGGCUCGGCCUCCACGGGCGGGGGCGCGCGCCUCUCGGUAAUCUCGCCGCCGCCCAAGAGCCCGCGCGUUGUGGGCGGACAGGGCGAUGAGGAGAGGUGGAUGACAGCCGUGCGGGAGGCGGGCAAAGUCUAAAAUUUCCAGGGGCUUGACCUCGCUGGAUGAGGCUCCUGUGGUUCGUUACGGUAUAAAGCACAACGCAAAAUGAAGUAUACAUACAGCGACAGAGUUGCGGCGUCUUAAAACAAAGCGAGUGGUUUUAUCGGUCCUUCGGCGUUGUUCGGCUUCCCUUGGGCUCUAUUUCCUCCGUUACCUUUUUUUUUCUUUGGGUAGCGGGCUUGUGGCUGAGGCCGAGAUUUCAUCCGUUUAUUUAUUCCUUUUUUUUCUCUUCUGUUCUUCCUUAUUUUGGGCACUGGCUUUCUUCGAUCUUGCUAUCUUCUCUUCAUUUUCCUAAGCUUCUUACUUCGUUCUACUGCCCACCUCUUCCAAGGCUACCAUACCCGCCUUUGUGGCUGGCUGGGUUAUUGUUUAUACUUAAUAUUCGACGGUGCCACCUGGCGUGGCUGUUGGGGCGAGUGUUUUGGGGUGACCUUUUAU
Molecule: messenger RNA, 3004 nt
Organism: Thermothelomyces thermophilus ATCC 42464
Lineage: Eukaryota; Fungi; Ascomycota; Sordariomycetes; Sordariales; Chaetomiaceae
Exons: 2
Coding region: 218-2542 (774 amino acids)
Biological process (GO): activation of GTPase activity
Molecular function (GO): GTPase activator activity
Source: RefSeq, a predicted model, not a curated record